Messenger RNA from Clarias gariepinus (North African catfish), 1883 nucleotides. It is a transcript of the gene gba1, whose product is annotated as glucosidase, beta, acid. Gene Ontology annotation, biological process: glucosylceramide catabolic process. The transcript is spliced from 11 exons. The record is from RefSeq and is a predicted model, not a curated record. The coding region runs from base 147 to 1709 and encodes 520 amino acids. Gene Ontology annotation, molecular function: glucosylceramidase activity. NCBI's taxonomy places the organism in Eukaryota, Metazoa, Chordata, Actinopteri, Siluriformes, Clariidae.
AUGUGACUGCAGCCAGGCGGAUGAUCAGGAAGUGAAACGGUUUGUUUACAAAAUGUUGCUGAUGCCCUCAGGUUAGCGGUUAGCCCUCAAAUGGCCCAGAGUGGAAAACUACUGUACCUCUAACUACAGGCAGGUGCAGAGUCAGGAUGAGAGGAGAAGUUCUGCUUAUAAUGACUGUUCUGUUAAUGGGAACAGUCACACACAUCAGAGGAGGCAGUGAUGAGUGUCAGGCGAGGUCCUUUGGCCAGAGCUCAGUAGUGUGUCAAUGUAAUGCUACCUACUGUGACUCAGUUGGUCAUGUCAUCGUGCCUCCUGUGGGUAACUUCCUAUCAUUCCUGAGCAGCAGAGCGGGUGCGAGACUUCAGAGGAAACAGGAUCAAGUGCAGAAGACCAGCACUGGAGCAGCUCUCCGGAUCACUCUGGUCCCCACAGAAAAGUACCAGCACGUUAAGGGCUUUGGAGGAGCCAUGACGGAUGCGGCUGCCAUGAACAUCCUCUCUCUGUCGACCAGAGCCCAGGACCAGCUGCUCAGACAGUACUUCUCCCCAGAGGGCAUAGAGUACAACGUGGUCCGGGUCCCGAUGGCCAGUUGUGAUUUUUCAACUCGUCUCUAUACGUACGCCGACUCCCCUGAAGACUACAGCUUGCUCAACUUUAGCCUGCCUGAAGAAGACACACGCAUGAAGAUUCCCCUGCUGCAGCGGGCACAAACCCUGUCUGCUCGUCCUCUCUCCCUAUUUGCUUCUGCCUGGAGCGCCCCGGCUUGGCUGAAGACUAAUGGUGAACUCGUAGGGAAAGGCUCACUUAAAGGAAAACCUGGGGGCAAAGAGCAUAAAACGUGGGCACAGUACUAUAUCAGAUUUCUGGAAGAGUAUGAGAAGCACAAUCUUUCAUUCUGGGGGUUGACCACAGGAAAUGAACCCACUGCGGGCGAAAUGACUAAUUACAGCUUUCAGGCUUUGGGAUUCACGCCUAAGCUCCAGCGUGAUUGGAUUGCUACAGACCUUGGUCCUGCCCUCCGUUCAUCUCCGUAUGCCAAAACCCGCCUUAUGAUCCUGGAUGACAACAGACUCCUGCUUCCUUACUGGGCCAAAGUGGUUCUAAGUGACAUUCAUGCUGCUCAGUAUGUCCAUGGCAUCGGCGUUCAUUGGUACUUGGAUCAAUUAUUUCCUGCCAAGAUCACACUGACGGCCACGCACGACCUCUACCCAGAGUAUUUUAUUCUGGGCACAGAGGCAUGUCCUGGUUGGAACAGUAUUGACCGUGGUGUGCGUUUAGGCAGUUGGGAAAGAGCUGAAGAAUAUGCCCAUGACAUUAUAGAGGACCUAAAUAACUAUGUGACCGGAUGGACAGACUGGAACUUAGCACUAGAUUUAAGUGGUGGACCAAACUGGGCCAAGAAUUUUGUGGACAGUCCUAUUAUUGUAGACCACAGCAAAGACGCCUUCUACAAGCAGCCGACUUUCUACAUCAUGGCUCACUUCAGCAAGUUCCUGUGGGAGGGGUCUCAGAGAAUAGGUGUGUCUGUUUCUGACCACACCUCACUGGAAAGUUCUGCCUUCAUCAGACCUGAUGGUUCUGUAGUGUUGAUUAUUUUAAACAGGUCUAAUGCUGAGGUGCGCUUCGAAGUCUGGGAUCAGACCCUGGGCUUUCUGCCUGCAAGUGCUCCUCCUCAAUCCAUCAUCACACUACUGUGGGCAACAUCCUAAUCACCAGGAUUCAAAUACAGCCUUAAGCUACUAUCUGAUUCACAUCAUUUCUAAUUCUAAUCAAAUUACCAUCUAGCCAGACUGCAUGUGGGCUAGCUGUCAGGAAUUCAGACCAUUACAAGUAGUCUGAGUGUAAGGUUUACUUGAAGUGAAAUAAAAUGAGUCUUGACCAAA